UCAAGCGGGGUGGUUGUGUCACCCGCCGCUCCAUACAUCGCGAUGAUCGAAUGAACUAUUCGCGGUAUCACAACAAUGAAUGAUUUGUAGUGAAUAUGUGUAACCGUGAUAAGUGAUAAGUGUCAGUAUGGUCGCGGGAUUUUGUAGAAGUGAUAGAAAGUGCAAUCAGUUAUUAGUACUUUUGAAUGUUUUGAUUAUUUUCCAGGCGUGUUUAGCCCAAAGCCGGGCUCCCCGUAUAAAGGAGCAUCCAGCUGACACCAUAGUAGGCAGAAGCGAACCUGCUACCCUCCGCUGCGUGGCUGAAGGGAAGCCCAAACCAACGAUCCUGUGGUACAAAGACGGGAGCCCAGUUGCACCUACUGACCACCCACAUAGGGUUUUACUUGAAGAUGGUUUAUUGUUUCUCAGGGUUAUGCGUGGUAAGAAGGAGAGUGACGAGGGCGUCUACUGGUGCGUCGCACGUAACACUGUCGGGGAAGCAGUUAGCAAGAACGCGACGCUGACCAUUGCAGUGCUUCGAGAUGAAUUCAGAAACGAACCAAAAGACGUAAAAGUGGCAAGUGGGGAGCCAGCGCUGCUCGAAUGUGCGUCACCGAAAGGGGCACCAGACCCCUCAGUUCAUUGGGUUAAAGAUGGACGGACGUUAGAUGUUGAUGUCAAUGGAAGGAUAGCAAUAGUAGAUGGUGGUAAUUUAAAGAUUAUCGAAAGUCUUCCAACCGAUAGCGGUGUAUAUAAAUGUGUGGCGUCUAAUGUGGCCGGAGAACGACAAUCUCGCCCUGCCACAUUACUCGUAUUACGAAGACCACAUUUUCUAGUGAAACCUAAUAAUAUAACGGCACUGAUUAACCAGAACGUUGAGUUUCAUUGUCAAGCCUCACCAGAGUCAGAUGUGUCAGUGACAUGGUCUCGAGACAAAGGUCAACUAUCUCCAUAUGCGAUAAUACGAAGAGGUUCUUUGAGAAUUGAUAGAGUGGUGUCUUCCGAUGCUGGCACUUAUACAUGUCGAGCUGAAAGUCAAGCGGGAACUAGUGUUGCUAGUGCAACUCUUACUGUACAUUCUUUACCUCAUUUCACACGUGUGCCUUCUGAUCAAACUGCCUGGGAGGGAGAAUCAGUUUCGUUUCCAUGCGAAGCAGAUGGUUCACCAAAACCAAUCAUAUUUUGGACAAUGGAGGGGUCUCAGGAACUCAUAUUUCCAAAUUCAGAACACGCUUCGGGAUCGCUUUAUUUGAAUCGAGUUUUGACUCGCCACGCGGGUAGAUUGACGUGUGUCGCUGUCAGUGCUGCAGGAAGUGCAUUACAUACUAUUACUUUACAGGUCUUAAGAAGAGAAGCAAAUUCCUUUAAUGGUAAUCUUGAAUCAUCAUCGCCUUAUCCUGAUUUAAAUAAGCCUCAAAAUCAUCCGCCAAUGACUCAAUACGAACUCGUACAAGCCCGUAGAUACUUACAACAAGAUGUUCUAGUUUUAAGGAGAGUUGAAGGAAUAUCAUCAACAACACUGAAAAUUGUUUGGGAUGUACUUACAGAUUACAACGAAUAUUUAGAAGGCGUGAAAAUAUGGUUUAAUGGAACAUCUUUAAAUAAACAACAUGCAUUAGAAUUUCCAGACAUACAAACCAAUAGUAGUGUAGAUAGUUUAAUAGAAUUAACUAAAUUUGAGAAUUUCACUAUGACUACGGUUCACAAUAGUGGAUCGUCGAGCCACGUUCUAACAGGGUUGAUACCAUAUGCCAAGUAUAACAUAUUUUUGAUGCCAUUUUAUAAGUUGUUACUUGGAAAACCGUCCAACAUGAAGACCGGUUUUACUGAGGAAGAUGUUCCUGCAGCUUCACCGCAAAGUGUCACAGCUGGAGUUAUAAAUUCAACAUCAGCGUGGAUUCGUUGGGAACCGCCACCAGUUUACGCGUGGAAUGGAGAUAUUUCAGGAUAUUUGAUCGAGGUGCGAGUGGGAGGAAGCAAUAACGGUCGCGUAGUGGGUCAGAUGUCUCUAGGCGCUCGUACACGCGCGGCUGCCGCAAGUUCCUUGCGCGCAGGGGGACGGUAUAUCGCUCGAGCCGCGGCGGUUACACGCCGGGGCCACGGGCCCUUCAGUGCUCCAGCGCAGAUUCACAUGCUGCCUACUCAGUCGCAGCGGCAUUAUGUGCAAACGGAGCCAGCUAGAGAUAAGGCAAUCUUGUCAGUGUUCCAAGAAACUUGGCUUUUAAUUUUAAGUUUGAUUUUAUUGGGAAUUAUUCUAGUCGGAGGUGGUAUUAUAAUUUAUUUACGACAAAAGCAAUCGAAACAACGGAAGAGUCACAAUGCAGCGAGCACUCCAAUUACGAAUACUCAACAAUGUUUGCUCGGCAAAGAAGCAGUGUGGAUGCGAGAAAGGCCUUUGUACGAAACUAAUGAGCCGCGCGUUGAAAUGCUGAAUUGUCAUCAAAGUCUUUUACAUGGUAGCAAUACUAUCGGUACGAUGACUAUGGAAGCUGAAUACAGUCUACCUCAACACGCAAGUGCUACGAGCAAUAUAAUCCUACAAGAGGACAAUAGGAAAUAUCCACCAGAACCGUAUGCUUCCAGUGCUAUAUACAGCGAAUUAAAUUACCAGGUCAGCAGUCUGAUUAUUGACCAUCACACAGAUGCAGAAGAUUCCUGCAUCAAAUGUGCAGUUAGUCCAGGGUCCUAUGACAAUAGUAUGGUUAGAUCGUUUGCGGAUAGCAACCAGUAUUCUAACGAAGAAUGUUCCACAUGCUGUAGAAGUAGUAGCAAUAGUUCAACACUAACAAAGGACUAUAGUGAUAUGACGAAAUGUGGUAAUGGCGAUGACCAAGACAUUUCAAUAGAAGAAUGUCCUUCGUGUAAAACUGCGCAAUCUAAAUCAUCCAGUCAGCAUGAUGGUAACAAAGAGUGGACAGCAAUUGCUGAGGUAGAAUAUGAUUACCCUCAGUGGCAGUGGUUGGCAAGGGAGAACAGUUUCAGACAAGUAUCUCAAGAACCGAGGUACGCGACUCAAGCAAGAUCUACGAGGAGUGACCAGAACUGUAGAAUGAAUUUGUGUGAUAUUCUCCCACCGCCGCCGUAUGAAAGGGAAUCGCCAUAUCGAGAAAUGCAUCCAUACGGCACCCAAACUGGUGCCUCGGGCUGUUCAGGACAUUCGUACCGGAGCUAACUUAUUCAAUUAAGAACAAAAUAUCAUUAAAGUGUAAUGAAAGCAAUAAUUAUAAUAAGUGUAUAUAUAGAUUGUAUAUUAUGAAGUGCUAAGGAUAUCGUUACACCGCUGCACGAAGACGAUUUUAAUUGCUUUUGAUCUCUAACGACUGUUAAUGAAGUUUAAUUAUUCAAUUUUUUGCCAUAACUAUGCUCAAAUAUUAUAAUCAUGUUCUUUAUAAUCAAUAGGUAACCUUGUUAGCAAUAUUUGUUAGUUGUUUUAUCGGCGGUUGUACUGAUGGUAACUAAGGGUUGUAGUUUUUGUGAAUGUGUUUGCAAAUAGACUGCUAAACUUAAUGUAGUUGUUAGAUUUUAUCUCUCUCUAGUGACUGUGAUAUAGAAUAAUUUUGUAAUUGCAUUUUAAUUUUGUACAUAACUAGAAAUAUUUGAUAUCCUUAUACAAUUUUAACUUUAGUCUAUUUAUUAUAAUGUAGCGAAAUCGUUUUCGAAUGAGAACCAAUUUCAUAGUUACAAAUUUUUCGAUCACAGUUAUAGCAUUUUGUACUGAAUUGAAAUUCCUAUAUUUAAAUGACAAUUUAAUUUGUAUAUUCUGGUACGUCAGUCAAGUUAUUAAAUGAUAGUAUAUUUGA
This is a messenger RNA of Colias croceus (clouded yellow), 3779 nucleotides long. RefSeq names its product neogenin-like. Bases 128 to 3151 code for a protein of 1007 amino acids. Lineage: Eukaryota; Metazoa; Arthropoda; Insecta; Lepidoptera; Pieridae. The transcript is spliced from 17 exons. Gene Ontology annotation, cellular component: axon; plasma membrane. The record is from RefSeq and is a predicted model, not a curated record. Gene Ontology annotation, molecular function: cell-cell adhesion mediator activity. Gene Ontology annotation, biological process: dendrite self-avoidance; homophilic cell-cell adhesion; axon guidance.